This is a messenger RNA of Scylla paramamosain (green mud crab), 3159 nucleotides long. It is a transcript of the gene Hrd3, whose product is annotated as protein sel-1 homolog 1-like. Gene Ontology annotation, biological process: ERAD pathway. Gene Ontology annotation, molecular function: protein binding. The transcript is spliced from 14 exons. Gene Ontology annotation, cellular component: endoplasmic reticulum membrane. The record is from RefSeq and is a predicted model, not a curated record. NCBI's taxonomy places the organism in Eukaryota, Metazoa, Arthropoda, Malacostraca, Decapoda, Portunidae. Bases 283 to 2565 code for a protein of 760 amino acids.
GUACACUGCACAGUGAUCCUUGCUAUAGUAGUUAGCAAGUCAACACUACGUGGCUGCCGCUCCUCGUCCGCCUGAAUGAUGUGAUCUGUGGUGGUGGAGUUCGCUCACCACUUCGAUAUUUGUGAUCCUUCGUCCUCGGCAGCCUACACAUCAUCAUAGCCAUCAACAGAAGCAAUGUUGCAUGAGUAGUGGCAUCCCCUUUGUACUACAUAUUCAGCCCCCAAGGACACAGAUCUUAAUGAUGCAAUGAAGAACGUAUGCAGGAGGUAUUAACAAAUUGGAAUGAAAAUGAAAAUCCUUCAAAGCUUGGUAUGGGUGGGGACCCUCUUUCUGUGUGUCACCCUCUGUUUCACCCUGGAUACAGAGAAAGACAACACAAACAGAGACCCAACAAGCAACUUAGGAAGUGCUCCUGAAGGAAGGUCCACAGAUAAAGAAGAGAGACAAGCUGACACAAAUGACUAUGAGAACAGUAAAAGUGACCACAGGACCAUAGAUGUCACAGAUGUAGAGGACAGCCAGAAUCUUGCAGAUAUUGUUGAGGAAAGUCAAGGAAGCAGUGGGGAAACCACAACAGAAGAAAGUCAUUAUAGCACAGAGAAUGACAAAACCUUGGAGACCCUUGGUGAUGGAGACAAUACAGAGGAGAGCCAGAGCAGCAGCACAGGUCACAUCAUCAUAGUGGAAGCAGAGAGCCAGUCAGGAGUGAGUGGUGCAGAUGUGGAUAGCAAGUGGGAGAGCAAAGAGGAGAAAUUUACUGAAGAAGGUCAGGCCAAGCCAAUGCCCUCCCCUGGGGAAAUACAAGGGAGGGAUUUGUAUGAAGCAGCCAUGACCCUCCUCAAUGAAACCAAACAAGACAGCACUCAGGCAUACACUUUGCUACAAUCUGCAGCUGAACUUGGUCAUCCCCUUGCCCUUCAGAAGGUGGCAUGGGCCCAUCUUUUGGGCAACCACCUUUCCCCCAAUGUCAGCAGAGCAUCUGAGAUCUUUGAGAAGCUAGCCAUGGCAGGUCAUGCUGAUGCCCAGAUGGGCCUUGGCUUCAUGUUUGCCACUGGCAUUGGUAAAAACUCUAGUCAGGCCAAAGCUCUGGUUCACUACACGUUUGGGGCUCUAGGGGGUAGCCAGCUUGCCCAAAUGGCUUUAGCCUAUCGAUACUGGUCUGGAAUCAGUGUGGCUUCCAACUGUGAAACUGCUCUCACUUACUACCGGAAAGUCUCUCACACAGUGGCAGAUGAGGUGUCAUUGAAUGGGAACUGGGUUGUGCAGAGAGUGAGGCUGCUGGAUGAAGUGGACAAUCCUGGCUCAACUUCAGCUCUGCUAGAUGAUGACCUCAUACAGUACUAUCAGUUCCUGGCUAAGAAAGGAGAUGUCCAGGCUCAGGUUGGAUUGGGUCAACUUCACUACCAAGGUGGUCGUGGUGUGGAACAAGACCACCAGCGUGCUCUCAAUUACUUCAUGCAGGCUGCUGAGGCAGGCAGUGCCAAUGCCAUGGCCUUUCUCGGAAAGAUGUAUCUUGAGGGUAGCUCUGUUGUGAAGCAGAGCAAUGACACAGCACUCAAGUAUUUUAGGAGAGCAGCAGAACAGAGUAAUGCUGUGGGUCAGAGUGGACUGGGGCUUAUGUACCUACAUGGGCGAGGGGUGCCUCAGGACCACAAGCUGGCCCUCAAGUAUUUCACCCUAGCAGCUGAGCAGGGCUGGGUGGAUGGCCAACUCCAAUUGGGCAACAUGUAUUUCAGUGGUUUGGGGGUGCAUCGGGAUUACAAAAUGGCCAUCAAGUACUUCAACUUGGCCUCCCAGUCAGGGCAUGUAUUGGCAUUCUACAACUUGGCUCAGAUGCAAGCAUCAGGAACUGGUAUGGUGCGUUCAUGCCAUACUAGUGUGGAGCUCUUCAAAAAUGUUGCUGAGCGUGGUCGAUGGGGUGAACGGUUAAUGGAAGCCCACUCAGCUUACAGGACAGGCCGUCAUACACAGGCCCUCAUCACUUAUAUGCUUUUAGCAGAGCUUGGUUAUGAGGUUGCACAGAGCAAUGCAGCCUUCAUUCUUGAUCGUCAUGAGACUCAGCUGUUUAGGCAGGGUGGUGAGGGUUUCUCUCGUGCCCUCAUGUACUGGGGACGUGCUGCUUCACAGGGAUAUGCUGUGGCACGAGUUAAGUUGGGGGAUUACCAUUAUUAUGGCUACGGCACCUCUGUGGAUUACGAGACAGCUGCAGCCCACUACCGACUUGCUUCAGAGCAACAGCAUAAUGCUCAGGCCAUGUUCAACUUAGGGUACAUGCAUGAACAGGGCCUGGGACUCAAGCAAGAUAUGCACUUGGCUAAGCGUUUCUAUGACAUGGCAGCCGAGGCAAAUGUGGAUGCCCAGAUUCCAGUGGCUUUGGCACUGGCUAAGCUGGCCUUUCUUUUCUCCUUCAAAUAUCUAGAAGAUUUUCAGUGGCUUCAGCUUCAGGAGAGGAGCCUGGAGGAAUUGCUAGGACCAGACUGGGACAUCUACUUGAUGGCUAUCCUCUCUGUUUUUAUUGCUGUUCUUAUGUUAUUCCGCCGACCUCCACCUCGGCUAGCCAUAUAAAGUAUUGCCUUAGCACACAGAGAAUGUAUGAUGGUUGUAUAGUCAAAAGGAUCAAUCUGUUUUGUAUUUUCUGAUUUUCUGAAGAUGUCAUCUCAAUAUCUUGUGGUCAUUUCAGUUUUCACAAAUAUUCAAGCAAUCUGUGGUGAUGGUUAUGGUUUUUAUUGUUCAUGUUAAAGCACAUGAUUUAUCAUAACUAAAAAUUUAGUAUGGAUUAUUUAUGCAUGUCAUCAAAGAAAUUGAUAAGUGGUGCAUAGACUUAGCAGUUGAGUCUUCAGUUUUAUGAGGUAUAAAUUUCACAAAUUAAUUACUGCAACUCUCAGUUUCGUAAACAGGCCAACAGUUCCACAGCCCCAUACAUAUUACAUAUCCAUGUAUAAUCUUGCUGUGUGUGUAUUGUGAAAGACAUGAUAGUCUGGAAAAACUGACUCAGUAAAUUUAAUGGAAAGUAACUGAAAAUUAUGCAAAUAAGAGAGUUGCUCUCCUUUGGCUUAAAGGCCGUGGUUAGUGAUUCUGGCCAUGGCAUGUGUUCUCCCAGCACCUCCUACACUUUGGGACCUGAAUGAACAGCUUUUUAGUAAAAUGUUAUUUUUCUGA